UGUAACUAGGUUUGUUGGCAUUAGUAGGGCGAAAGCAUUAGAGCAAUAUGGUUAACGUGCGCGCACUCGUACUGUUGCAAAUAUCGAUCAUUUGUACCACAUUUGGUGCAGUAAGAAGACCCACGAGAAUAAAUCUGCGAGAAGGAAGUAGUUGUGAUACGCCCCAGGUGAUCGGUGGAAAGUGUUUGAAUGAAGCUUUGUGUGAUCCAGCUUUUGUACACUCGAUAUCCUAUACGGAUCAUACGCCCGUCUGUCAACAGAAUGCGUUCUAUAAAGUGAUUUGCUGUCAACCAUUUUUCGACUUUUGUCAAAAUAGUAAAAACUUUCAAAUCUGGCACGGCAUUGAGGCGGAACCGGGGCAGUUUCCUCAUCUUGCUCGGUUGGGAUUGAACAGCGACGAAGAUGGGAUUGCGUGGAAGUGCAGUGCAAAUAUUAUAACGGACAGAUUUCUUCUUACCGCUGCUCAUUGUAAACCCGCGGACAUUGCGGGAGUCGAUUGUUCUGAAGCAACGCGAUGUGAGCAACAGAGAGGAGUGAAGAACUUUAUUUCACACUCGAAAUAUAAAAGAUCUCUGAAGUAUCAUGAUAUUGCGUUGGUAGAGCUAGACCAAGUGGUCAACUUUAACAAGCGCGUGCUUCCUAUCUGUCCGUAUACCAGUACGGCCGAUGUACCUGCUAUGGAGGAUAUGACUAUAGCUGGGUGGGGAGCAACACAAAGUCAAAUUCAAUCGCCACAGCUGAUGUACGCUACCGUGCGAACCGUAUCGCACACUGAUUGCCGUGAUCAGUACGCACUGCUUCUCAAGGCAUCACCGAACGCAAAACUUCGCGACGGCAUAAUCGACGAACAGUACUGUGCACAGGGAUCGUUGGUAGAAAACGUUUCAGAAUAUGUUGACGCAUGUAACGGAGAUUCUGGUGGACCGUUGCAAACGGAGCAGUACAGCAACAUCUACUUAAUAGGAGUUAUAUCGACCGGAGUUGGCUGUGGCUCACAAUCGCCUGGAUUAUACACACGUGUUGCGGCCUACUUCGAUUGGAUCAAGGAAACAAUCAACGAAAAGCAAACUGUACAACCGAUUUAG
Anopheles maculipalpis is the source of this 1085-nucleotide messenger RNA. RefSeq names its product phenoloxidase-activating factor 3-like. Gene Ontology annotation, molecular function: serine-type endopeptidase activity. Gene Ontology annotation, biological process: proteolysis. The record is from RefSeq and is a predicted model, not a curated record. Lineage: Eukaryota; Metazoa; Arthropoda; Insecta; Diptera; Culicidae. The coding region runs from base 48 to 1085 and encodes 345 amino acids. The transcript has 3 exons.